AUGGCCUCUCACAAUUCCCAUGACAAGCCCAUCCCAUAUCGUCCCACUCCGACUGCUUUUACGGCGGUGACGGGACAGACACAGUCCACCCAACAACGGGCGGCUGUGCCGACUAAGACGUACCAAACGCAACGUUACCUCUCAGAGGCAUCCGCAGAUUCUUCCUGGAGUCCGGCCAAUCGAUGGCAUGCGAGUAAGACCGAAGACCUCUUGAGAACAGCACGAACAGCAGAGGCUCGGCAGUUGAACGCGCUAGUUGAUCAACGCCAUGUUGACCCGCCAGGUGCCUCGUACCAAAUUCCGCCAACGAAGAAGACGGUCUGCUCAGAUCCAGGCAGCGCGGCUCAUCGUGCCGACCAUGACAGAACUCCGACACUCGCCCCCAUGAGACAUGAGGAACAGGAUGGAGCAGGACUUGGAUCAACCUCACAACGGAGAGCGGAAUCUCCUCGUGCCAGUCCCGUACUCGCCCCGUCGUACGCUGCGAUCGGAAAAAGCAGCCGCCCUCCAGCUGCAACAUCGGCCACUGAUUACGAAGUGAGUGCAUUACAGUCCAGUGCAACGAGCUUCGUGGCGUUGCUCGAAACCUUUGGCAUCACAUACAAUGCACACGGCGCACGCGAGCACGCGUAUGUGUCGCGAACCUCCGGCACGCCACCAUCCAGCGGCAACCAGAGUGCACGAUCUUCCGAGGUCCCGGGCAGGCGGCGACCUGUAACUUCUAGGGUCCAGCGAGACUCCGAGUCCGAAGGAGACGAACCAGGCCCGGUUGAUCCACAGACGGAGAACAUCUCAGAGUCCAUCGAUAAGCGUUUCGCUUGUCCUUUCUUCAAACUCGAUAGCGGCCUGUAUAAGGCCUGUAAAGUCUUCGGACCUAAGGUGAACAGAAUUGAGACAAUCAAACGUCACGUAACGGGUCCGAAGCACGAGCAGUCUCCACACAUGAACCAUACUAAGCGCCAACAGAUACUGGGACUCGGGCGCAUCCCAGAUCCGGCGCAGCGGUGGAAAGUCAUGUAUGCGAUAAUAGCUGAGAAGGCAGUGAACGACCCUGGCAUACCGUCACCCUACGUUGGCACAUGUGCUACAAGAUCACGUCCGGCUCGUCAACUACAACUUUCCAUGACCUCCACUCCUUCGAAUCCGGACGCGCAAGCGUAUUUCCAGGCGGCGGAGCAAGUCAGACGGCAGUUGUUGGAUCAUCUCGCCGCAAUUGAAAACCAAGUGAACUCACGUAUACAAGCGGCACGGCAUGAUGGGAAUAUGCGGGGGGCGGCUGCUCGAGCCGAAGCAGAGACCAGGCUGCGCAGGCUGGGCGACCGCUUUUUCAGUGGUUUGCCGUUGGAUGGCGACGAAGCUGGCGAAUCGUCGCUCUCUGGCCAGCUCAACCGCGAGCAUGCCCACGACACAACCGCCAACUUCGAGCCUACAGCGCGAGGCCCGCUUGGUAUUGGGCUUAGCUCGCCACCUCUGCCAUGGCCUAUGACCGCCAAUGCCGAGGCUGGCAACACUGAAACCGUUGCUGCUGCUGCUGCUGCCGCCGCCGACCCUGAUCUAUAUGCCCGCCAGCGGUCGAGAAGUGACAGCACUGCGUCGCCACCGAAAGCCCCGACCUCGCCGCCUGGUGACUCGGGGUACAGCAGCCUGCCUGAAGACGGCCUCUACUGCAUCUGCGGACUUGGCCUCGAGUCAUGGUGCUUGGCGUGCGGAAAGCCCUGCAAUUAG
Messenger RNA from Cyphellophora europaea CBS 101466, 1725 nucleotides. RefSeq lists its product as uncharacterized. NCBI's taxonomy places the organism in Eukaryota, Fungi, Ascomycota, Eurotiomycetes, Chaetothyriales, Cyphellophoraceae. The transcript has a single exon. The record is from RefSeq and is a predicted model, not a curated record. Bases 1 to 1725 code for a protein of 574 amino acids.